AUGCCUAUACCUGGUUCUCAUCCAGAGGAUGUUCCUCCACCUCUGCCGCCUCCAAGAUACAACAAUGAUCUUGACCAGGGAUUCGAUCUUGCAUGGGAGUGCCAGAACGAAGACAUCUCAGGGGAAAAUGCUAUAUUACCACGGCUCAAGCUGGGCUCGACUUUGUUGACUGGUCAAUCACACCCUCAUGUUGGUAAGGAAGAUGAGGACAUUGAGAUGGACCUCGACGAUGGCUACACGUCGAGUAGAAUGCCUCCUAUUCGUGGGGUGAGUCAUGCGAGUUUCGCUGCAUCAGACAAUACACUUGCGUCGCCUACGAGGAAUUCUAUGUCGUCUAGCAUGCAACAAAGGUUACAUGGAGAAAAUCCUCUAGCACAACAAACACAUCACCAGUCGACUCAUGCUUAUGACAAGCAUAUUCUGUCGAAGAUCGGCAAACCAAGUCCAACAUCUCGCACAGCAACAUCACCAACCAACGUUUCUGUGAUUACACAUCGCAGGGGUUCGAUUCAGCCGAACACUCCUUCUAUCCCGCCUCGACAUAGUCAACAACCAUCGCCGUCGAUGGAGCCUCUCAUACGCUGGAACACCAGUCCUGCUUCAGCGCUGUCUCCCAGCUCGGUAUCGAAUUGGCAAGGAUAUCGUUUGACUCCUAUCGCUACCAGCUCAGAACAACUGCCGCGACUAACAAACCCUCGCCGUCUAUCGAGCUCGGCAAAGAGCGACAUCAACUCACGGCCACGUCUGGCUCCGACACGAAGCCGUGAAGACACUCGGACUCGAUCGCAACGUGGAAGUUAUGAUUCAGCAACAUCGAUGAGUGACGCACGGUCUACUGGUGAUGAACCUGCCUUCAGUAGACUUCGCCUCAACGAACAGGCUAAUGAGAUGACCUUGCAUUAUGGCACCAAGAGGAGAGCCAUCUCACCGCCUACGGCAGACGCUCGAUCUGGAAGAGCAGAACAUGGUCUAGCUCGACUUCAAACGACAGAUAUGAUGCCGAGUACAUCGCUCUUUUCGUCUCAUCAUGUGGGAUCGAUUACAUCGAACGCUACUACUACCGAUUCCGAUUCUACCACGUCAUCUUUCUUAGUCUCAGAUCGUUCGAGUCUAACGAGUGUGUCAUCGUCGAGUAUAUCGUUGAUGCCAGGAGCAUCAGGGAGCCGUGAAGGCAGAAAGACAAGUCAGAUUUACUUGAAGGAUAGCCAAGACGCGAAUCCGUUAUAUACCAACCUCUCAGACCGACCCUCAGCAGCUGUCGUGUCGUUGCAGAAGCACGAUAGCCGACCAUUUGUUGGUGGAACAUUGCUACAAGCUACAGUGAAUGAUUCGCGCACAGUGCCAUCACGCAUUGGUGGCCAUUAUCUAUGUGCUUGUUGUCCCAAGAAGCCCAAGAAGUUCGACACGGAACAGCAGCUGCUAAAUCACGAAAACGAGAAACAGUACACAUGUGCUUAUUGCAACAACCGAUUCAAAAACAAAAACGAAGCUGAAAGACACCAGAACUCCCUACACCUACGCAGACAGUCAUGGUCUUGUGCUGCAAUAUCCACGUAUCAGGCCGCCUUUCACCCCUCACCUGUGUCGAGUCCUGAUUGCUCAACUUUAGACUUAUGCGGCUUCUGUGGUAAAGAGUUUGCCAAUCAGCCUCCGGAUUGGGAAAACCGGAUCGAGCAUCUGACCAAUGUGCAUAAAUUUGGCGAGUGCAACUCGACCAAGAAAUUCUUUCGAGCCGAUCACUUUCGACAGCAUCUCAAACACAGUCAUGCAGGCAAGAGUGGAAGAUGGACAAACAUAUUAGAAAGCAGCUGUCAGCGCGAAGAGACGUCAUCCGACUCUGGAGUCUUAUCACCAACAGCCAGUGAACACUCGCAAAGUGGCAGCUUGCAUCGCCGACAGGGCAAUUUGGCAAAUCCUUCUGAUGCACCUUCAUUCGGAGUGGAAACGAUUGACGAGAAUUACGAAGAGCCAUGA
Lithohypha guttulata is the source of this 1974-nucleotide messenger RNA. RefSeq lists its product as uncharacterized. The record is from RefSeq and is a predicted model, not a curated record. The transcript is spliced from 2 exons. Bases 1 to 1974 code for a protein of 657 amino acids. Lineage: Eukaryota; Fungi; Ascomycota; Eurotiomycetes; Chaetothyriales; Trichomeriaceae.